This is a messenger RNA of Polychytrium aggregatum, 1479 nucleotides long. RefSeq lists its product as uncharacterized. Bases 175 to 1269 code for a protein of 364 amino acids. NCBI's taxonomy places the organism in Eukaryota, Fungi, Chytridiomycota, Chytridiomycetes, Polychytriales. The transcript has 2 exons. Gene Ontology annotation, cellular component: lipid droplet. Gene Ontology annotation, molecular function: lipase activity. Gene Ontology annotation, biological process: lipid storage. The record is from RefSeq and is a predicted model, not a curated record.
GUUACCCAUCGCAAUUGCAAGCACCAUCCACACAGCACGGAGCAUGGCCGUUGGUCUGGGCCUGGUCACGCUUGCUCUCGCCGAGACAACCACGGCCUUGGCGAUCGGCCUUGAUCCGCAAGCUGUUUCUCGAACCCAUCCUCUCCAUCCCACAAUCCCGGACGGCGACUGACCAUGAGCCUGCUUCUGGCACUGGUCGUCGGCCUUGCGCUGCUCGCUGCUGCUGUCUGGCUCUGGGAUCUUGUGUGGAUGCCCUUUGGCAUCGGUCUCCAGCCGUCCGCCAACGACAGCAUCGCUGUUCUGCCUGGUGACGAUCAGCCAAUCCACUGCUACUCCCUUCAUCCGCAUCCAAGCCAGCGAGGGAAUCGCCCGCAGCCCGGAGGGCUCCCAACGCAUCUCAUCCUCUUAAUCCCAGGCAACCCAGGAUCUCCGCAGUUCUACAAGCCCUUUCUUGACUCUCUCCAGUCGCUGCUUUUGCAGCAAUCGGAUCACUCCCGGCGCUACGAACUGUGCUGCAUAGCCCAUGGCGGCCACUCGCUGUGGACCCACCGGAUCCACAGAGGAGCACGGCCGAUCCACCCUAUGACGCUCGAGGACCAAGUGCAGCAAAAGCUGGAGUUUGUGCGGCACCGAAUCCAAGGCAAUCCGGGGAUGAAGAUCAUCCUGAUCGGUCACUCCAUCGGCGCCUACUUUUGCCUGAAGGUCCUUGGCGAUCUCGCCGCCAGGAUGGAGCGACCAGACGACAUUGUCGAGCGGGUCAUUAUGCUCCAGCCAGCCGUCGAAAACAUUGGACAGACACCUGCGGGGGUGCGGCUGCGUCCCAUUCUGAAGCGCUAUGGGCUCGCUGCCAAGAUAACUGGCGCCGUUGCAUUGCUGCCCGCUUGGAUCAAGGAACGACUCGUCCGAUCAUAUCUUGACCAGGCACACGAUCCAGCAACCGCGCUCGAGCUGCAGAAAGCCGUGCUUUCGCUGAUUGAUUACAAAGUUGCUCUCAGCUGCUUCAAGAUGGGGUUUCAUGAAGUGACCGAGGUCCAUCGCUUCAAGGGAGCCAAGCCGCUGCGGCGAUUCGAGGGCAAGAUGCUGUUCAUGUAUGCUGCAAACGAUCACUGGGUCCCCGACGAGGCAGUCGAAUCGCUCCAAAACCUGUUCCCAAAGGCUUCCCAUCUCAUUGAUCCGUUGUUCCGGCAUGCCUUCAUGAUGGACCCGGACGGCUCAGCGCGAAUGGCCAUGGCUGUUGCCCGGCUCAUCCAGGGCACAAUACACAACUAAGGUGCACCUCGCUCGAAACGGGACCUUGUUGAGUCGGGUUUGUUCUCGCUUCCGGAGGUACUCCCAAAGGCGAUCAUCUGAGCGAGAAAGCGUCCUUGAUUCAGAUCUAUAAACGUAUAACCGAAUGGCUAUUGCAUCUGGCCUUGUAUGAUGAGUCCGCGAGGCUCGAUUUCAUGAUCGAUUCCAUAUUCGAUGCAUGUGGCAGUACCU